This is a messenger RNA of Brenthis ino (lesser marbled fritillary), 321 nucleotides long. NCBI's taxonomy places the organism in Eukaryota, Metazoa, Arthropoda, Insecta, Lepidoptera, Nymphalidae. The record is from the annotation of a GenBank genome assembly.
AUGGGGACAAAUAUCGUCCCAACGCCGACGUGGAUGUGGCGCAUUACUGCACUAUCCAAUACGAAGAUAGUCAUAACCAACAAUGAGGUAUCCAAUGCGCCUUAUCCGCCGCACGGCUCUCCCGCCGGUGAGGCUGAGGAGAUCAGGUUGUUCAACGGUAAGAAGGAAGACGUUUUUGUGCAAUUUUCUGUACCAACCACAGUCACAGAUGUGGUCCAAAUUGGCGACUACUCUAGCGUAGAUCACUAUAAGCCUGGCCAUCAAAAUGGUGGCCUCAAACUGGGCUCACUGCCGCGUUACUUAGUUUAUUUUUUAUUGUUG